Messenger RNA from Coregonus clupeaformis (lake whitefish), 1306 nucleotides. RefSeq names its product aquaporin 10b (gene aqp10b). The record is from RefSeq and is a predicted model, not a curated record. Gene Ontology annotation, molecular function: glycerol channel activity; urea transmembrane transporter activity; water channel activity. NCBI's taxonomy places the organism in Eukaryota, Metazoa, Chordata, Actinopteri, Salmoniformes, Salmonidae. The coding region runs from base 145 to 1029 and encodes 294 amino acids. The transcript has 6 exons. Gene Ontology annotation, biological process: water transport; glycerol transmembrane transport. Gene Ontology annotation, cellular component: plasma membrane; basolateral plasma membrane.
AAGCCUUCUCAGUCUGUGUGAACUUGUUAAUAGUUAGCCGGAGAGGAAGAGUUCACUGUCCAAGUUACGUAGUAGUACUGAUGAGGACAUUAUAGAUUCGAAAGCUUCCUUUUUGGUGUCCAAAACACUCUGGAUACUACAGGGAUGGACCGACUGCUAAAUAAAUUUCGAAUCAGGAGUAGCCUUGCCAGAGAGUGUUUGGCUGAGUGUUUGGGGGUCUACAUCAUGAUUCUGUUUGGAUGUGGCUCCGUUGCCCAGGUAACGACAUCUGAGAACAGUAAAGGUCACUACCUGUCAAUCAAUCUGGGUUUCGCUCUGGGAACCACCUUUGGAGUCUAUGUUUCCCGUGGGGUGUCAGGUGCUCACCUGAACCCUGCAGUGUCUCUCAGCCUCUGCUUUCUGGGCAGGCAUCCUUGGACACGCCUGCCUUUCUACGUCUUGUUCCAGAUACUGGGGGCCUUUAUGGCUGCUGCCACCGUAGCCCUGCAGUACUAUGAUGCUAUACAGUUAUACAGUGGUGGUCACCUGACCGUGAGCGGUCCCAAAGCCACAGCAGGCAUCUUCUCCACGUACCCUGCUGACUACCUGAGCCUGUGGGGGGGCAUCAUUGACCAGGUGGUAGGCACGGCUGCUCUCAUGGUGUGUAUCCUGGCUCUGGGGGACGGCAGGAACAGCCCGGCACCUGCAGGUCUGGAGCCGGUGCUGGUGGGGGCGGUGGUGUUGGUGAUCGGAGUCUCCAUGGGCUCCAACAGCGGCUAUGCCCUGAACCCAGCCAGAGACAUCGGGCCUAGACUGUUUACAUACAUCGCUGGCUGGGGGGACGAGGUGUUUAGGGUGGGACGUAGUUGGUGGUGGGUGCCUUUAGUGGCCACUUGUGCCGGCGCUCUGGUAGGCACAUUGAUCUACGAGCUCCUCAUUGAGGUCCACCAUCCAGAGAAGGGGCUCAUCUCGGAGUCCUCAGCCCAGCGACAGGCCACUGAGAGCAGGCAGGCAGUGGAGCUGGUACAUCCAGAAAAAUUUAAUCCCUAAGGAUGGACUUGAUGGAGCCAUCAUGUGAAAGGGGAGGAUCCAGUAGUGGGAUUUGGGAUUUUAAACAGUUAUAUCCUAAAGGACUAUAGUGUCUUGCAAAGGGUGUAAUCUUAAUGUCUGUGUCACGAUUAUGAACAGAGGAAUGAGGUAUUUCUGUAUAAAAUACUGUAGUUGUACAUAAUGUAAACUUGCCUAAAUUAAUUAAUACUAUCCCUAAACAGUUCUAUAAAGUUCCUUCAAUGACUGGACAGAAAUAAAGACUUGAUAAAGCAAAGUA